GAAGGACAGUGUAUAAGAGGGAUUGGAAGGGGUGGGGCAUCUCAGGAACAAGAUGUCAGGAGAGGAUGACUUUUAUCUGUUCAAGAACACUUCCUCUGUGGGGCCCUGGGAUGGACCUCAGUACCACAUUGCCCCCGUCUGGGCCUUCCAACUCCAGGCAGCCUUCAUGGGUUUUGUCUUCUUUGCAGGGACACCACUCAACGCCAUAGUGCUGGUGGCUACGUUAUAUUAUAAAAAGCUGCGACAGCCACUCAACUACAUUCUGGUCAAUGUGUCCCUGGGGGGCUUUCUCUUCUGCAUCUUUUCUGUCUUCACUGUAUUCAUCGCCAGCUGUCAUGGAUACUUCUUCUUUGGUCCCCAUGUUUGCGCUAUGGAGGCCUUCCUGGGAUCUGUAGCAGGUCUGGUCACAGGCUGGUCACUGGCUUUCCUGGCCUUCGAGCGCUACAUUGUCAUCUGUAAGCCCUUUGGCAACUUCCGCUUCAACUCCAGGCAUGCACUGAUAGUGGUCUUGGCUACCUGGACCAUUGGUAUUGGCGUCUCCAUUCCACCAUUCUUUGGCUGGAGCCGGUUUAUCCCUGAGGGUCUGCAGUGCUCCUGUGGCCCUGACUGGUACACCGUGGGCACCAAAUAUCACAGCGAGUACUACACCUGGUUCCUCUUCAUCUUCUGCUUCAUCGUGCCGCUCUCCUUAAUCUGCUUCUCUUACUCUCAGCUGCUGAGGACUCUCAGAGCUGUGGCAGCCCAGCAGCAGGAGUCAGCUACAACUCAGAAGGCUGAGCGGGAGGUGAGCCGCAUGGUGGUGGUGAUGGUGGGAUCCUUCUGUCUCUGCUAUGUGCCCUAUGCUUCCCUGGCCAUGUACAUGGUCAACAACCGUAAUCAUGGGCUGGACUUACGGCUUGUCACCAUCCCUGCCUUCUUCUCCAAGAGCUCAUGUGUCUACAAUCCCAUCAUCUACUGCUUCAUGAAUAAGCAGUUUCGAGCUUGCAUCAUGGAGAUGGUGUGUAGGAAGCCUAUGAUAGAAGAAUCUGAGAUGUCUAGCUCCCAGAAAACAGAAGUUUCAACCAUCCCUUCUAGCAAAGUUGGCCCCAACUAA
Dipodomys spectabilis (banner-tailed kangaroo rat) is the source of this 1093-nucleotide messenger RNA. It is a transcript of the gene Opn1sw, whose product is annotated as opsin 1, short wave sensitive. The transcript has 5 exons. NCBI's taxonomy places the organism in Eukaryota, Metazoa, Chordata, Mammalia, Rodentia, Heteromyidae. Gene Ontology annotation, molecular function: G protein-coupled receptor activity. The record is from RefSeq and is a predicted model, not a curated record. Gene Ontology annotation, cellular component: photoreceptor outer segment; membrane. Gene Ontology annotation, biological process: G protein-coupled receptor signaling pathway; phototransduction; visual perception. The coding region runs from base 53 to 1093 and encodes 346 amino acids.